Archocentrus centrarchus (flier cichlid) is the source of this 1074-nucleotide messenger RNA. Its product is annotated as G2/M phase-specific E3 ubiquitin-protein ligase-like. The record is from RefSeq and is a predicted model, not a curated record. Lineage: Eukaryota; Metazoa; Chordata; Actinopteri; Cichliformes; Cichlidae. Gene Ontology annotation, molecular function: ubiquitin-protein transferase activity.
AUGGCGGAAUGCAAUGGCUUGUCAAGCUACGCUAAGGGAUUAUCCGCGAAAGAUCGAGAAAACUACCUCCGCAAGUUAACUUUGACCACCGGCAACUGGCUAACAGAUCCCUGCAGUAUUAACACAGGGUGGGUGGACGACGUUAGUAACUGCGGUCAAUUCCUGGAAUACCGAAGCUCGAAGUCCAAAGAGCGUCAGUCUUUUAACUACGGGCCUAGAGGAAGACACCGGGCUAAAGAACAAAAACACGUCCAGAGAUGCACUGGGACAUCAAGCUACAAUUCAGCCAGGACAGGUAAUGUCAUUUUCAGACGUUCAUCAUAUUCUGAAAACUGUGACAUGCUGGUCAGAUUUACCGAUGAUGCAGGUGUUUAUGAGGAAGGGAUUGACACAGGUGGUCCAAGAUGAGAAUUUUUAACUCUGCUAAUGAAGCACCUGAAAGACCGGCCAAUUUUUGAUGGACCAGAGGGACAUCGGUUCUUGGUCUAUAAUGCAAAUGCUGUUAGGGAGGAUGAAUACUUCCUGGCAGGACAGAUGAUUGCAGUUUCAGUUGUACAUGGAGGUCCGGGACCCCAUUUCCUGUCAGAAGAUCUUGUACAGUAUCUUGCUGGCCAGCCUUCAUUCAAACCAACAGUUAAUUUAAUAACUGAUGAAGAAAUAGGGAAAGCUUUGCGAGAGAUUGAGAAUGCUGCUACAUUGGAUGCUCUACAAGAAUGUAUCAUGAGACACAGCACAAUGUUGCAGACAGCAGGCUGUCUUAGACAUGUGGCUGCUGUGGACGAAAAGACAGAAAUUGUGGCCACCUACCUCCAGUGGUAUAUUUUUGACCGCAACUCAUCUGUAAUUGACAGAUUCAAAGAUGGUCUUUCAGCUCUUAAGUUCCUGACUGCACUACAGCAACACCCUACUUUGCUGACCCCUGUCCUGUGCCACUGUGAAAAGCGACUGACUGCCUUUGAGCUUGAGAGACUCUUCAAACCUCAACUCAGCCCUUCAGGGAGUAAUAGGAGACUGAAAGAAAGCCAAACCUUGGCCUGCUGGGCAGACUAUCUCCUUGAUUGUGAAGGUUUGUAA